AUGAAGGAGUUCAACGCGCUCCGUGAUGGCAUGGAGCACAGCAAGAGCUUCGAGCAGGCCUACGCCUCCGACCUGCUGAUCGCCGCCAUGGUUAGCUCAGGCCUGUGUGGCGCGGCAAGUCAGAAGGCCUCGGCAGCGUGGCAGAGCAGCAGGUCCCAGUUUCCUACUGCCAGCCGCGGCAUAUCGCCGUACCGCUACUACUCCCAGCUGCCCACAGAGAUGAUGGCGUCGCAUCUGGCCAUUUGCCACGGGCUCUUGCGGGCCACCGCGCUGCGGUGCAGCGCGCAGCUGGAGCUCUUGGUCUCGCGGCAGAAGGCCUCCGCGCAGUGGCCGCCGCGGCUGGCGCGGCACCGGGGCCCACAGCAGGCCGCCCACACCAACUUUGCCACCAACGACGCCAUCAUGGCCACGCACCUCGCGGGCUCCGGCGGUUUGGAGCGCCGAUCCACGGCCAGCCGUGUCUCCGUGUGCGCCGGGGAGUCUGCGGAGAGCACCGAUCGCUUCCUGCAGGGCCUGGUCCGCAGCUGUGUGGAGGACGCCUGCCACGCCAUGCUGGCCCGCGGCCAGCUGCUGCACCGCGCGGGCGGCGGGUCGGCGGCCAUGCAGGCAUACAUGACAUCGCUGCCGCUGUCCAAGAGAGACGGGCACAGCUCGUCUGGCCAAUUCGCCAUGUUCUGCUCGGAAAUCUUCCAGAACCUUGAGCGGCAGACUGGUGCGGAGGCGGUGCUGGAGUCCUUGGGCGAAGCCUCCGGGGAGUACAAAAGCCUCUCCACCAACUCCAAGUCCGGGGAGUUCUUCUUCCUGUCAAACGACCGGAAGUUCCUCAUUAAAACCGUCUCGGAGAGCGAGGGCUUGCUUCUCGUGAGGAUGCUCCCCGAGUACCAGGACCACAUCCACUCGCUGCCGGCUUCGCUGAUCGUCCGCUUCGCCGGGCUCUUCUCCGUGGAGCUGCCUGGGCCGAACCAGAGGUACUUCCUCAUCAUGAAGUCGGUCUUUGACCCGGCCUGUGAGAUCCACAGCAACUAUGACCUCAAGGGCUCCCUGUACCACCGCAAGAAGAAGGACGGCGAGUCCACGGGCAAGGACGAGGACUGGAUCGCCGCGCAGCUGCGGCUCUCUGUGCCGGAGGUGCAGCGCCGGGCCAUGCUGGAGGCCCACGAGGCCGAUGUGCAGUUUCUGAAGAGCCACUCAGUGAUGGACUACUCCGUGCUAGUGGGUCGGGAAGGGGCGUGA
Effrenium voratum is the source of this 1233-nucleotide messenger RNA. Lineage: Eukaryota; Dinophyceae; Suessiales; Symbiodiniaceae. The record is from the annotation of a GenBank genome assembly.